AUGGUCUUAAUUGCAUACUUCCUGCAGGCCCUCACGGCUUACAUCCUAUCCGCAGCCACUUUCGGUCUAUCAUUUUUAGCCUUCGGUGGCCAACAACAACAACACCAGCAACUGACACCACACUCGCAAAUCCCAUUGGAGGGACCCGGCUGUGAUGGCUCAGGCAUUGUCGACCCGGAUGGUCGGUGUAAUGGGGAUGGGCUCAUUGAUGAUCCCCAACCGCCCGGAGACAAGUAUAGAGAGGGAUUUCGGUUCGAAAACCCAUCCACGGACUGCAAGUAUGUCUCCCAAAUGUAUAUUUGGGACUCCUUCAAGACGCUGGAGAAGGACAUGAGCAAGCUGUUCACCCUGAUCCACAAGAACGUCAGCUUCACGGUAGUGGGUCAUCAUCCCAUCGCAGGCCAUUAUAACGAUCUGAUGCAUUUUUACGUCAAUGCACUGCGCCGUGUGGCUAUGAUUUUCUCAUUGCACGAAGACAAGUUCAGGAUCCAUCCGCAGGCCAUCCAUGGGGGUUGUAAUUAUGAAUGGUCCGUCGCAGAGAUCGAGUUUAUCGGGCAGAUGAAUUCCGGCGAACCUUUUGACAUCGUCAAUGUGUGGAAACUCCCCCGGGUGAGCUCACAACAAGCCAUGACGGAGCCUCCCAGAAAGCGGUCUCGCAUUGCCUGCGUCUCCUGUCAGUCGCGCAAGCGCAAAUGCUCCGGCGAUCAGCCCUGUUCCACGUGCAGCCAGUUCGGUGUUGAUUGUCACUAUGAUCUACAGUCGCGUAAGAAGAAGGAUCCCAGGACUUUGAUGCCACAUCUGGGCUCCCUUGGGGCGAAAUUGCGCGAUGACUCGGCAUCCAAGGGCCAUAGCCAUGCGCCUCUCGGCGACUCAAACGGGAUUCAUCUGAGCUCAUUGGAAGCCAAUUCUGGGGCGGCAUUUGUACGGCGACUAGGUCUGAAAAUCGAUCCGGCUAACGCUCCCAACCUACAUCUUUUUGCCUGGAAUGUCGGAGCUCGUCAUCCGUCACAGCCAACACUCUCUUCAACAAUCGGAAGGCCGACACCUGUGGUCGAUAUCAUCUCUCAGGAGGAUAUGAGAUCCCUGGCGACGGUGUUCUUUGAGAAGGUCGAUCCAUGCUACGGCUUUAUUGAUCGCGACAGCCUCUUCAAUCGUGUGAGUAAACGAUGGCUUCCUCCGUCGUCUGACGCCGCUUUGGCCUACGGGCCCUACGACGCGGUCCUCUGCGGUGUCGCGGCAUUCGGCUAUCUCUUCUCGCAACGGCAAGCCACGCCCACCGAAAUUCAGCUAGUCGAGAAUGCGCGACAGAUCUUGGAGCCUGCGUUACUAUCUGAAACCACAUUGUCUGUUGAUGUUGUCAUGGGCUGGGUACUUCGCGUCGCUUACCUGCGCAUGACAGCCUCUCCGUACGCCGCCUGGAUGACUAGCUGCUCACUGAUGCAUAUGAUUGAGGCGACUGGUCUUCAUCUAGAGCCGUCGUCUGACACCAUCCUUGAACAGCACUCCACAGAGCCAUGUGAUCCGGAUAUUCGUCGACGCCUCUUCGGUAUGGCGCGCCACCUCAACGUCUGGAUUUCCUUCGAGCUCGGCCGCUCCCGUGUCGUCCUACAUGGAGCGACAUCUCUUCCGCCUACUCCCCGACCUACUGGCUAUACCACGGAGAUAUUCAAUCUACUACCUGUAUCAGAAAGCCUCGAUCCAAAUAGCACGACCCAAGACUUGCCCGAUCUAGAAUCUGCCCUAACCAACGUCCUGGACGUCGUGCACAUCCAACCUCCCUUGAUCCUGGCACAAUGUAACCUCAUGCUGUGCAUUUAUCGCCGGCUGCGUGCAUUGAACUCCGUCAUUUCCGGUACACUUCUGGAUCGCGUUCUUGCCCUGGCCCAGAAAGGCCUUCAGGCCGCUCGCGAGAUGGUUGCUUCCAACUGUCCGUGGCAUCAGGCCGCGAAUGUGCCUUUCCAGGUCGUAUGCACACUCCUAGCCAUCGACAAUCGUGCUUCUUUGGCAAUGCUUGGAGAUGCGAUGCGAACGCUGCGCGAGGUGGCGUCGGCCUACGAUACGGAGGUCAUGCGAGAGGCCUACAACACAGCCUACUUAUUGAUCCUGCUUCACCAACGACGGAAGGAAGAGGAUACGCGAUCGCUCGGGAAUGUUCUUCGUGAUGCAAAUUCCAACCCCAGCUCAUCGUCGGCGCCACAGGUCGUUGCCAGGGAGCCAUUCAAGGAGUCGACUCAUUCCCUGGCUGACUACCCCGGAUUUUCCUGGUUGAGUGAUUUGGUGAUCGAUAUGCCUAGCUUGCAAAACUUCGAUAUGGACAAUAACUUGGUGAACGAUGACACAUCUUCCCUUCCAACGGCGGGAAUAUAG
Messenger RNA from Aspergillus terreus NIH2624, 2367 nucleotides. RefSeq lists its product as uncharacterized. Lineage: Eukaryota; Fungi; Ascomycota; Eurotiomycetes; Eurotiales; Aspergillaceae. The transcript has 3 exons. Gene Ontology annotation, biological process: regulation of DNA-templated transcription; response to xenobiotic stimulus; DNA-templated transcription. Gene Ontology annotation, molecular function: DNA binding; zinc ion binding; DNA-binding transcription factor activity, RNA polymerase II-specific. The record is from RefSeq and is a predicted model, not a curated record. The coding region runs from base 1 to 2367 and encodes 788 amino acids.